CGAAAAUGCUAAUUAGCAUCAAAGUAGGGGUACUAAGCUAACAUAUGUAAUUGUUUUCAGAUGGUCAUACCAUGGAUCAUUUAGCUAUUUGAUUUUGAAUUUUAGGACCCCUUUAGGUAUUAUUUUUUGAAUAAACAUAUUGUUUGUAGAACGAGCAGCGAUGCUCCUCUGGGUGUAAACUCUGUGGAUUUGAAAAGUAGAAGUGAUCAGAGUAGAAUGGACCCCCCUUUUACUACGACUUACUGCGACACAACAUACAGAAUUAAAUGGUGUAUGGUGCAAUAUGUAUGUCCAAUAUGAAAAACAUACUGAACAUCAUGCAAUACGAAUGGGCUAAUUAACAAUGGGAUUUAAAAGUGUUUUCUAAAGUUGAUUAUUAUAAUUAUAUUAUUAAUAUUGUUAUUACUAUUAUUAUUAGCAGUAGAUAAAUAAUGUUUUGUUAUUUGUAUUACUGCUGUUACCAUGAUAACUAUCUAGUAAUCUUUACUUUUAUUGCUGUUAACAAUAAUGUCAAUGCUAUAAUAUUAUUUGUAAAGGCGAUUAACUGUUUUCUUUUUUCCAUAUUGUUAAACAAAAUUAAUUAGCAAAAUACAUUUGCUCAUAAAAUGUUUUAUUUAUUUAUUUUGACUUUUAUUUUGAAGUGAAAUCGCCGUGUUGACGACCUUAUUCCUUCUAGGUCUUGCUUAUUCUUGCUGGUAGAAUGUAGGCGGGAGACAAUGGUAGACACGUGUGUUUGAGUUUUUCAGCAGGACAAUAGGGUCACUUCCGUAUUCAAAUUAAAGGGAUAAUCUACAAUAAAUAUUCCACAAAAAAGUAUAUUACUCUACAUUCUAUUACCAAACUCUGUGCUCUUACUUUGGCUGUAAUUGAUUCACCCAGACAGACUGUGUGAUUUUAUGUCAAUGACAGCAAAGUUUUAGUUGGGAAAUAUUUGAUCAUGGCCUUGAGGAAGGAUUCCGCUCUUCCCUUUUUAACGGAACCUGCUCUUGCUACAAUAAAGGGAUGCUCCUAUACAACAGGUGCAUGCUUGAUAACAUUAUAAUAGGUCCUCAAAGUUGCUGAAGCUUUCAUCUGAUGAGAGGCUGUGGAGGCAUGCCACUGGGCACAAGAACUGGUGGGUUGUUGAUCUGCAGUGACCUCUCAACUACGGUUGCCUAUUUGGUCAUAUUUGACCAAUCAAUUAAUUAAUUAUGCAUCAUGGGGAUAUCAGUUUACUGUUUGCCUGUUUUAACUGUUACCAUGGCAGAACUUCAUUCAUUAUUAACCAUUUUGGUGUCUAGUUUUUUUACUCAGACCAUUUUGGACUUAGAUUUGACAUGUCAUUGAGGAAAAUGAACAAUAGCAUAAGGGUAUGGCUUAAUCUUACAAGAAUGCAUCUUACUUCACUGAAAGAGAGAUGUUGACCAUGUAAAACAUGUAAAACACCCUCUUGCGUUGCAAUGGAGGGCACAACCUCAAGACAAGACAAAGAAAAGGCUCAGAGAACCGUAAGGUUUCGGGUGGCAUCUGCAAAUAGUGGUCGCAUUUUAACUGAGGUUUUCAAGGAUGACACAUUGACAUUGUGUGGCUCAGUGACAGACUCAGUUGACUCGGACUGCACCAGCAACUCGGAGAGCGAGCAGGCGAGCUCCCCACCAACCAGAGAGGCAAAUGGGCAUCUGUGUGGGUUGGUGGGCACAGCGCCGGAUGAUUGCGGGAGUGAUCCGGAUGAUCUGCUUAUGUACGCUAGCACCAAAAAGGAGCUGCUCUUUAGCAACAAGCGCAUUAAUAUCUGCAGCAAGAAUGGGACUGUACGUGGUGUGAAGAAUAAAGUCAGUGCAGGUCAAGCGCUGUUCAACAACCUUUCCAACCUCUCCAACGUGUAUACAGUGAGUAAUUUAACAAUGUUAUAUUCCUCAUAGCAAUCCUAGCAGGCUUGUGUUUACUUUAGGGAAAAGUCACACAGUGUCAAAACACAUCAUCAUGAGACUUUUGGAUCAUGCUUGAUUUUGGGCAUCAGGAGACUUGAAAGCAGUAUAAAACUUCAAUGUAUCAAAAGCGGACUAAUGAAUAAUAUAUGAGAAAAAGAAAAUCUGUAAAAUUCCCCUUUAAUAACAAUUCACCUUUCUAGUCACACUUUACAGUGUGUCCCUAAUACCUAUGCAAUUACAGGGUAACUACAGUGAAGGUACACAUUGUUACAGUACUUACAACAGCAUUUAUCUGUUUCUUUCUCUACCUGCCGUCUUGAAGGGUAACCUGCGUGGCAGCCGACCUCAUCUGAAAAAAAUACCAUGGGAAAAAGAUGAUGGGAACUGAGACUGGGUCUACUGACUCUGCUGGCUAUUAUAACACACAACCUUUGGUCUUCAAGAUUUGUGUUUAUGUAUUUACUUCAGGGACAGUCACAAUAGGCCCAGUGUCUCAAUUACUCCCCCUGGUCCCUUAUGGUUUAUGACCUGAAUGGUUGAGAUAAUAGGGAAUAAUCAAGCAAUCCUAAAUCCAAUACAGUAGAGAUCCAAACCCUACAGUUAUGAACAGACUAAUCCUCUAAAUACAGAAUUAUUCUAGAGGCUGUGUAAAUCAGCUAUGCCAAACCCUGUAUUGGACAUGUGCUAUUGAAUGGAUGAAUUCAAAAUAAAAAUCUUCAUGUCCUACAAAUCUGUUUUUGAUCAGUAAAAGAAAAACACUUUAACUCAAAGUUACAGUCCUAUGACUGUAAGACAACAUGUACUUCACCAAGGAAAAGUUAUCAGAAUGGAGCAUCAUAUUUCUUUGCUGAUGUUUAAAAAUACUUUCUAAGGUUAAAUGUUUUGUAAGUGGGCUGCUUUGUGAGUGUAAAUUGGAUGAAAUCAUUUAAGACUGUAUUCUUGGAAGAACAAUGCAUUCUUUAUAUAGUAAAACCAUGCUUAACCAUGCUCUUGCACUAUUGUAUUUUGAAGACUAAGAACCAUGUAGGUUUGUAAGUUUAUACACUGGUAAUAAUUCUAGCUUUUUCUUUCAUUUCCCAGAUGAAAUAUAUAUAUAUUUUUACCUUUAUUUAACUAGGCAAGUCAGUUAAGAACAAAUUCUUAUUUUCAAUGACGGCCUAGGAACAGUGGGUUAACUGCCUUGUUCAGGGGAAGAACGACAGAUUUGUACCUUGUCAGCUUGGGGAUUCAAUCUUGUAACCUUUUGGUUACUUGUCCAACGCUCUAACCACCUGCCGCCCCAAAUAUGUUAUACUCAAUGUAUGUUUUUUCAUAUCCUGAAUGUAUGUUUUUUUAAGACAAGAUACAGUGAAUUAUACUGUUAAAAUC
This is a messenger RNA of Salmo salar (Atlantic salmon), 3278 nucleotides long. NCBI's taxonomy places the organism in Eukaryota, Metazoa, Chordata, Actinopteri, Salmoniformes, Salmonidae. The record is from RefSeq and is a predicted model, not a curated record.